This is a messenger RNA of Sphaerulina musiva SO2202, 1889 nucleotides long. RefSeq names its product phosphoglucomutase. Gene Ontology annotation, biological process: carbohydrate metabolic process. NCBI's taxonomy places the organism in Eukaryota, Fungi, Ascomycota, Dothideomycetes, Mycosphaerellales, Mycosphaerellaceae. The record is from RefSeq and is a predicted model, not a curated record. Gene Ontology annotation, cellular component: cytosol. The transcript has 2 exons. Gene Ontology annotation, molecular function: magnesium ion binding; phosphoglucomutase activity. Bases 140 to 1804 code for a protein of 554 amino acids.
CUUCACACCACCACCUCCUUCGACCCUUUCCUCCUCCUCCUCCUCCUCCUGCUCAUCCCGUCCUCUUCCUCUCCCACCCACUGCGUGAGGUGCACGACUUUCACUUUUCAAGACACAUUGGCUCAGAAGCACAGUCAGCAUGAGCGUCAAGACAGUACAGACCAAAGCGUUUGGCGACCAGAAGCCAGGAACAUCAGGGCUGCGGAAGAAGGUCAAGGUGUUUCAGCAAGCUCACUACUCCGAGAACUUCGUCGCUUCGAUCCUGCUGUCCAUCCCGGAGGGUGUUGAAAACUCCUUCCUCGUCGUAGGCGGAGAUGGUCGAUACUGGAAUCCCGAGGUCACACAGCUGAUCGCUAAGAUUGGAGCUGCAUACGGAGUCAAGAAGCUGUUGAUCGGACAGAAUGGCAUCCUCUCCACGCCUGCUGCUUCUCACUUGAUCCGGGUGAAGAAGGCCACCGGUGGUAUCUUGCUCACAGCGUCGCACAACCCAGGUGGUCCCGACGAGGACUUUGGCAUUAAAUACAAUUUGACCAAUGGAGCUCCUGCACCCGAGAGCGUCACCAACAAAAUCUACGAGACAUCCAAGACCCUUAGCGAGUACAAAAUUGCAGACAUCCCCGACAUCGACCUCAGCACUAUUGGCACCAAGACGUAUGGCCCGCUCGAGGUCGAGAUUGUGCACAGCACUGAAGACUACGUGAAGAUGCUCAAAGACAUCUUUGACUUUGACCUGAUCAAGAAGUUCCUCAAGGAACACUCCGACUUCAAGAUCCUAUUCGAUGGCCUCAGCGGCGUGACUGGUAAUUACGGUGUGGACGUAUUUGAGAAAGAGCUUGGACAGAAGGGCAGCACACAAAACUGCGUGCCCAAGCCAGACUUUGGCGGACACCACCCAGAUCCCAACCUCGUAUAUGCAAAGUCGCUGGUCGACCGCGUGGACAAGGAGGGCAUUCACUUUGGAGCGGCAUCGGACGGCGAUGGAGACCGCAACAUGAUUUAUGGAGCGAACUCAUUCGUCUCACCCGGUGACUCGCUCGCCAUCAUUGCGCACUAUGCCGAUCUGAUUCCCUACUUCAAGAAGCAGGGCGUCUACGGUCUCGCCCGAUCCAUGCCCACAUCGGGUGCGGUCGAUCUUGUGGCCAAAAAGAAGGGUCUCCAGAGCUACGAAGUGCCGACAGGAUGGAAGUUCUUCUGCGGUCUCUUCGAUUCCGACAAGAUGAACAUCUGUGGAGAGGAGUCUUUCGGUACCGGCUCCAACCACAUUCGCGAGAAGGAUGGUCUCUGGGCUAUCGUUGCUUGGCUCAACAUCAUUGCUGGUGUGGGCGAGCAGACCGGCAGCACACCUUCGAUCAACAGCAUCCAACACGACUUCUGGAAUAUUUACGGUCGCACAUUCUUCACACGUUACGAUUACGAGGGUGUGGACAGCGAUGGCGCCAACAAAGUGGUUGCACACGUCAAGGAGCUGAUCACCACGCAAAAAGACACAUUCGUCGGCAGCACCAUCUCAGGCCGCAAGGUUAUCGAGGCGGACGACUUCAGCUACACGGACCUCGAUGGCAGCGUGAGCAAGAACCAGGGCAUCUACGUCAAGUUCGACGACGGCAGCCGCAUUGUCGUACGUCUGUCCGGCACUGGCAGCUCUGGCGCCACGAUUCGCCUGUAUGUGGAGAAGCACGAGUCGGACAAGAGCAAGUACAGCUUGGAUGCUCAAGACUAUCUCAAGGAUAACGUCAAGCUGGCGACGGACCUGUUGAAGCUGCAGGAGUAUGUUGGACGUACUGAGCCUGAUGUCAAGACAUGAAGUCUUCACGUCACUUUAUACUACUACUACAUGUACCUACCUACAGGCACCUACAUUAGGUAUCUAUUUACCAACCUUGCCAGCA